GAACAUCAAUAGAACAGUGUGGAAAAUGGAAGGGAACAGUAGCGUUAUCACUUCUGCCAUUCUGGCCAUAGAUUACAUAGAUUCUUUGCUCCCACAAAACCCCUUACAAGAACCUUUUAAAAAUGCUUGGAACUAUAUGCUGGACAAUUUUACAAAAUUUCAAAUUGCUACUUGGGGAUCUCUGCUUGUUCACGAAGGCGUUUAUUUCUUAUUUUGUUUACCGGGUUUUAUUUUUCAGUUUAUUCCAGCAUUGCAGAAGUAUAAGAUACAGAAGGACAAGCCAGAACGUCUUGAGAAACAGUGGAGGUGCUUCAAAACAUUAUUGUUCAACCACUUCUUCAUCCAGUUACCGAUGAUCUGUGGUACCUACUACUUCACUGAAUUCUUCAAUAUUCCAUAUAGUUGGGAGAAUAUGCCACGAUGGCAGGUAAUUGCAAUGCAGUGUCUGGGUUGUGCUGUUAUUGAGGACACGUGGCACUACUUUCUACACAGACUGUUGCAUCAUAAGAGAAUCUACAAAUAUAUUCACAAAGUUCAUCAUGAAUUUACGGCUCCAUUUGGUAUGCAAGCUGAAUAUGCCCACCCAGCAGAGACAGUCAUCCUUGGCAUGGGCUUCUUUAUUGGCAUUAUGAUCUUCUGCAAUCAUGUCAUCCUCCUGUGGGCUUGGGUGACCUUUCGUCUCCUAGAAACAAUAGACGUACACAGUGGUUACGACAUUCCUUUGAAUCCUCUGCACCUUAUUCCAUUUUAUGGUGGUUCCCGUUUCCACGACUUCCAUCACAUGAACUUUGUUGGAAAUUAUUCUUCAACCUUCACCUGGUGGGACAAGCUGUUUGGAACAGAUUUACAAUUUCAGAUUUAUAAUGACAAAGUGAAGAAAGAGAAGGAAGUAAUUAAAAAGGACAAAUAGGAGGUGCUCUAAACCAACUGCAUAAUGUUUCAAAACAUGUUAUUGCUAUUAUGAGGAAAUCCAGAAAUCAAAUCAACAGUUGAAGUUUCACAAAAUGAUAUUCAUAAUGAAGUUAAACAACUAUGUUCUGCAUUGGAUAAGAAAAUUUAAGACUUCUGCAACAGUUCAAUUGAUGGACCAGCAGUGUUAACUUUACCCUCGUACAAACAAGAUGCCAAUGUUUAUCAUGAUCAAUACUGAAUUUUAUACACAGAAUACAAAGUUUUGCAUUGAAUACAGAAACAAACUAAUCUAGCAGUUCUUUCUCAUUGUAAAAUUAUUUGUUAAAUACUGAUUACUGAAACUAAUUGGCCCUAUUCAUUGAUGUUUUCAUUUACAGUAUUUCUACUUUGUAGAAAUAAUUGCAAGAGCAUGUUAUGUCUUAAGUGUAUAGAUACUAAUUUUGUGUGUUGCUGUGUUGGAAUAAUAGUUUGAAGUAAUGGUAGUGUUAUUCCAGGCAUUUUGAGGUUCAAGGUUUCUUACGGCAAUCAUUUUUGACGUGGAAUUAAUGCAUGAUAAGACACUUUGAAUCAAUAUUGGUUACUUCUGGCUACAGUUGCAUAAUACCACAGAUUUUAUAAAUAUCUUAUGAGGCAAUAGCUGUAAUUGGACACCAAAUAUUGCCAUUUGAUUCAAGAUCCCAGUUUCCAGAUACAGACUGCAACAUUCUCAAAGAUUGUGAAGUGAUGCAGUUUGGUAGAAGGAAUAGACAGAGGCAAUAUGGACAACAGCCCAGUUCUAAAGAGUGUGCCAAGAUCUUUGUGUGCCAGGACAUGUUGAGUAGUUACAUAAGAGUAUAUAGGUUGUUGAGCUUCAUAAAUAGAGGCAUUGAAUACAAACUUUUAUAAUGCUCUAAUUUAGCCAUACAAGUAUAAGAUUAUGAUGUUUAAGUGAGGUAGACAAAAGCUGUUCCCAUUUGCUAAUGUAACAGGACCAAGGGUCACACAAGGUUUUGAGCAAAGAGGUACAGGGAAGAUGCAAACUAUCUUCUGCCCUACCUCCACCCUGGGCAAAUGCAGCAAGUGGUAAUGACAUAGAACUGGUUCCCUUGGAUGGUGGUGGAAGUGGAGACAGUCUAAUUUCAAAAAGCAGUUAGAUAGACGAGGGAAAUAAACGUAGGGUUACUGGGGAAAUCAGGUAAUGGGACUUAAAUUUGCUCUACAGCAAACUGGUGUGAAGUUAGAUGAGCUGAAUGACUUAUUUUUGUGCCAUAAAGAUGCUGUGGCUCUAAUAAUGCUUGACAAAAUAUGAUCCUGGUUUUGAAGCUUUUUUUAAGCAACAGUUUCUCUGGCAUACUAAUCACUACUUGAUUACUGUAUAUAAAUUAUAUUAAAUUUAUAAAAUACUGCAGUACAUUUUCAAAUUUCAUUCACAUUAGUUUGCAUUCAUUUUCAGCUGGUAACUUCCAAACUACUGCGAGAUAAGAGUUCUCAUGCAAUAUUGAGAUCAUUGUGGGAAGUUAUACAGAACUGGUGUCUACCCCUUUCAUUUACAAGUAACUGGUAAUUGAAUUAUCAGUCAG
This is a messenger RNA of Pristis pectinata (smalltooth sawfish), 2471 nucleotides long. RefSeq names its product methylsterol monooxygenase 1-like. The transcript is spliced from 5 exons. The record is from RefSeq and is a predicted model, not a curated record. Gene Ontology annotation, biological process: sterol biosynthetic process. Lineage: Eukaryota; Metazoa; Chordata; Chondrichthyes; Rhinopristiformes; Pristidae. Bases 26 to 910 code for a protein of 294 amino acids. Gene Ontology annotation, molecular function: C-4 methylsterol oxidase activity; iron ion binding.